Brassica napus (rape) is the source of this 924-nucleotide messenger RNA. Its product is annotated as inactive protein RESTRICTED TEV MOVEMENT 2-like. The transcript is spliced from 2 exons. The record is from RefSeq and is a predicted model, not a curated record. Bases 101 to 772 code for a protein of 223 amino acids. NCBI's taxonomy places the organism in Eukaryota, Viridiplantae, Streptophyta, Magnoliopsida, Brassicales, Brassicaceae.
AGAUCUCUCUUUCUGUCUUCUCACAACACAAAAACGUUUACCUAUAAUACCAAAAAAAAAAAAGAGCAACCACAAAGAAAAAAAAGAGGAGUGAGUGAGAAUGGCUAACAUUGGAAUGGAAAAGGUUUACCAAGAAUUUGACCCUGUAACUAGAUGGACCUCUGAACCAGACGCUGAGAUCCUUGUCGUUGACCUUCCAGGAUUCAAGAAAGAACAACUUAAGUUGGCGGUAAGCUCAACAAGGAAGCUAAGACUAAUAGGAGAACGCCCAACUGGUGGAAACAAAUGGAUUCGUUUCCACAAGGAAGUUCCCGUUCCUUUGACCCUUGAUAUCGACUCGGUUUCAGCUACCUUCAAGGACAACAAACUCUACGUCAGACAUCCCAAAGUCAAGAAGACACAAGUCCCUCAAACUAAGCCACCAGUGAUCAAGAAACCACAUGAUCAACAUGAGAAAAACAAAGGCCAUCAGGGUUCAAAAGCAUCACAGAGCGGUGGUAAAACCGGACAACGAAAACAUGAUGCGCGCAAAAAGGAAUCGGUUGGUGAGCCUAGGGAGGAUUUGAGUUCCAAGGAUCAUGAGGAGAAAGACAAAGUUGGAGCCAAAUGGUUCGAGAAGUACAAAGAGGCAACUGGAAAUAUGGUAAAGGAAGCUAAGAACAAAAGACAGUUACUUUGCAAUUUGGCUGCUUCGAUUUCAUUGGUUCUGCUAAUCCUACUGUAUGCUAGAAAUGCAGUACGUUCAUCUCUCGUGUGGAACUCAGAGGAAUGAGUAACCCUUACAAUGUAUAAGAUUUGCUUAUGCAGAAAAUAAAUAAAUAUUUGAUAUUUACCUUCUAUAUCUAUGUACACAUUUGUGUAAUGAGAAAAUGAAAAAUUUCUAAUUAGCCUUAAUAUAAUGAAUUCCAGUGGCAUGUUGUUUUA